CUCCCCCUCUCUCUCAAACACACAUACACACAGUCACACAUACUCCCUCCACUAAGGUUGCCUAUGGUCUGAGCAAUAACAGGACCCCACCCCCCACAUGGGAGCUAUGUUAUGUCAGUGUUCCAGGGUUGCUGUCUGUGUGUUUAUCCAGCUGCCUGCUACCCUUCUUUGUCUGUAAUUACAGCAGGACCACUGCACAAGUGGUGUCAUUUCACGCAGGAUUUCACUCAGGCAGUACGAUGGGCUACCCGGACUCCAGCCGACGUCAACACGGACGUCUAGACCUAAACACAGACGUCUAGACCUAAGCAUGGCUGCUACGCUGCCAUCUACGCUGCCAUCUACACUGCCCAGACCAGACUGUCACAUGGACAGGAGUGGGAGCUUCUUUAAGGUCUCAGAUGGACUCACAGACUCAGACCUAAGCAUGUCUGCUACGCUGCCCAGACUAGACUGUCAUGUGGACAGGAGAGAAAGCUUCUUUAAGCUGAUAGACACGUUUGCGCUGGAGAUAGGGGAGCUGAAGCAAGAGAUGGUCCAGACCUCCCCAACAGAGGACAGAGACCCAUACCCUAUGGUUCUACAGGGGUUGGAGGGGGAGGUGAGCGGGGUUUACCUCCAGUCCUCGCCCUGCGCUGGCACCAGUGGUGAAAGGGAUUCCGGGUACGACUCCCUGCGUAGGCGGAUGAGCGUGCUGGACAGACUGAGGCAUACGCACCCCGUGUGGCUACUGCUCACGCUCAGUGACACGGAGGCCACACGUAUACUGCUGCAGCAGCCUCCAGGGGUAUUCCUGGUGAGGAAGUCAUCCACUCUUCAGAGGAAAGUUCUGUCUCUAAGGGUCAGUGAUGAUGACGCCUCAGGAGGAGCCAGCGUCUGUGACUUCCCUGUCAGAGAGAGUCAGUACACCUUUUCUCUGGAAGGAUCUGGGAUCAGUUUUGCAGACCUGUUUCGCCUGGUGGCCUUCUACUGUAUCAGCAGGGACGUCCUUCCCUUCACCCUGAAUCUCCCAGAAGCCAUUGCAGCCUCCAAGACUCAGAAGGACCUGGAGGAGGUGGCCCAACUAGGAGCAGGAUUCUGGCACUCUGCUCUAGGCAGCCUGCGAAGGACAACCUCUCCCUCUCGCCCUCCACCUCAGCGCCCUGACAGAGACGGUGACAACCAGGGUGCAGAGAGGACACAAGAGAAACAGAGUGUGACUCGCCACAACAGCGUUCCUCCAGCUCGUCCCCCUUCCUCCUCCUCCUCUCGCCUGGAGAGAAGCCAGUCCAACGGGGCUCUUUGCUUCGUCAACCCCCUCUUCCUCCAGACUCACCGGCGGCUUGAGGAAGACCCUCCAUUCUCUUCCUCCUCUCCUUCCCCCUACGUCACACACUCCACUCCCAGCCUGGGAACUACCGGUGGGACGUCUUCGGCCCCUGUCACGGACCCCAACGUGAACAGGAAGUCACGCCCACCUCGGCCCCCGCCUCCCCAUUCCCUCUCAUUCCCGCCCCCCCAUUCCCUCUCCCAGCGCCGCCAAGCUCCCCCUCCCCCCACCCCUCUACCCCAGAAACCCAAGAGCAGCAUGCCCGAAACGCCCACAGCCAUUGUUGUCACCAGGCAACCACUGCAACCCUCAUCCAAUCAGAACCUUCGCCCCACCCCUCGCCCUCCCAUGGGUGCCAGGCACAGCAGCCAUUCCAAAAAGACGACGAGCAGUGCCGCCAUCCCUGUGCCCCACCAACACCCUCAACACCCUCUUCCCCCACGCCCCAAAAAACCUGACAUUGACGCCCACCGGUGCCACAUUGCUCUUGAUGAUGAGACUAUCGCCAAGGCUCUGUCCCGUGCCAAGCUUCCCCCGUGCCAGGCACCGGCCAUACCCACUCCUUCCGUAGUGGGAAAUGGUGCUGGUAGCCCUCCCAGCCCUCCAGAUAAGACCUCCAGGCGAGAGGGACAAGAGGGGAGGCUGAGCGACAUGUCCAUCUCCACCUCCUCCUCAGAUUCUCUGGACUACUCCCACCCUCCCCUCUCCCUCCCCGCCAGCCCCCCUCUCAGAUUACGGCAUCACCUUGGCAACAACAAGGACAGCAGCGACGACGAAGACCUCUGUGAUGAAGAAGAGGAAGACUACGGCGUCAGCCUGGAGAACGACCUGGACCAGGGCCUCCGUCCUCCCUUCAAAGCCCACCGGAGAGGGGUCGGGGUCAAAGUUGCGCUGAGCUUCCGAAAAGUUUCUGGAGUCUUCAGCACGUUCAUGACCCCAGAAAGGCGAGCCGUGAGGAGGAUAGCAGAGCUCUCCAGGGACAAGAGUUCCUACUUUGGAUGCCUGGUUCAGGAUUAUAUCAGUUUUGUACAGGAGAAUAAGGGGUGUCAUACGUCAGGCUUAGACCUCCUGCAGACCCUCAGACAGUUCAUGACCCAGAUGAAGGCCUACCUGACGCAGAGCUCCGAACUGGACCCGCCCAUCGAAUCACUCAUACCCGAGGAUCAGAUAGACCUUGUCCUGGAGAAGGCCAUGCACAAAUGUGUGUUGAAGCCGCUGAAGGGCGUAGUGGAAGUGGCCCUGCACGACUUCCAGGUGAGCAGUGGAGGCUGGCAGCAGCUGAGGGAGAACCUGGCCCUGGCUAGGACCCGGAGGCCCCAGGACCUGGGUGUGGACGGGGCCGUGCCCCCUGACCCCAUGGCCAUCGAGAAGAUCCGCCACAAGUUCCACAACAUGAGGAAGAUGUACUCCCCGGAUAAGAAGGUGUCGCUGCUGCUCCGAGUGUGUAAACUCAUCUACACCAUCAUGCAGGAUAACUCAGGGAGGAUGUACGGAGCAGAUGACUUCCUACCGAUGCUGACCUAUAUCCUGGCCCAGUGUGACAUGCCUCAGCUGGACACUGAGAUCCUCUACAUGAUGGAGCUGCUGGACCCCUCACUGCUGCAUGGAGAGGGUGGCUACUACCUGACCAGUGCGUACGGGGCCAUGGCUCUCAUCAAGAACUUCCAGGAGGAACAGGCAGCCAGGGUCCUCAGCUCCGAGGCCAGAGACACCCUGCACCAGUGGCACCGCCGACGCACCGCCCAGCGCACGGCACCCUCCGUGGACGACUUCCAGAACUACCUGCGAGUCGCCUUACAAGAAGUCAACAGCGGCUGCACAGCCAAAACCCUCCUAGUCCACCCGUACUCCACCACCGAAGAAGUAUGCUCGCUCUGCGCCAACAAGUUCAAAGUUCAUGACCCCGAGAACCACGCCCUCUUUCUCAUCACUGAGGCAACCAGUCAGCAGCUUGCCCCGGACACACACCCCCAGCGAAUCAAAGCAGAGAUACACAGCCACUCAAACUCGCAACCCUUCCAUUUUGUCUACCGCAGAGUGCCCAACCUUAACCUGUGUAUACCAGCUACCCCAGCUAACCAGCACAAUGGCAACUGCCUACUGCCUAGCCAAUUGGAUGACUGAAACUUAAUUGAAAUGAAAUAAAACGUUAUUGAUCCCUAGAGGGGACAUUGGAUUUUUCACUAGUGUACAAACACAUACAGGGACAAUUCAGACUCAUACAUCAGAACACAUAGACAUGAGAGCACUGAUGGAUGGUGUAACAACACAAUACCUGACUGCUGACACUGAGGCAGUCCUAAUAUGGACACCACACGGUUAUGUGGGUAUGAUACUGAAUGGUGAUACUGAGGAUGUCCUACUAUGGACACCGCACAGGUGUAUCCAUAGAAUGGUAGUGAAUGGCGGAAAUUGAAAAAAUGCACUGUAUGUUUCAACUAUAGGGUCAGAGAAUGUUGCUGUGUGUUGUGAAGGGAUCCUAGACUACUCAAUGGAAAAAGUAGUUCCUAUUCUUCUAAAAGUAGACAGAAAGAGGAAGCAGGUGUGGAGAGAAGUGUCUGGUGUCUGCAUGUAUUUCACUCUCUUUUUAGGGAUACGGCACGUGAGCAUCAGGAGUUGGUUGGUCAAGUCCAGUGUCGGGUCAGCUUGGACUUUGUGUUUCCUAAAGGAGGAGCACAAAAUGGCCGCCACAGAGCCCUCCAUACUCUGAUACGCGUGCUCUGAGAACUGACUGAAGUUUCUAGUAGUAUGACUGGGGCCUGAAGUAUACUUUUUAAGAAACACCCUUGUCCAGACUCUUUUGUGAGGUCAUCGGACCAGGAAGUUCUCUUACAUCACAUCCUCACUGUCUGUUUUCGCUACAAGGACAAAUGUACAUGCAUGCUCCUCUUGAAGAAGUCAGUGUAUCUGACUGUGUCUUCUUCUAACACUGGGACCUGGUUAGAGAACGCAGAGCUUCUGCUCCUUUCCGGUGCUUGACUUGGGCAGGAGCUCAUCGGAGCUGAGUACCGGCACCUCAAAUGUUCUGCUGCUUGAGCUCCUGUUCCUCUUAUAGAAUAUUAGCUCAAAAGUAUUGUGGAGCCCCUGCACCUGAAUUUUAACAGUACUGGCACCCAGAAUCAAAUCCAGAGCUGCUGCUUUCUAUCCAUGUCAACACAUAGAAUGGGAUGACCUGACUGUGAUCUCACAGUUGUCUUUUACAUUACUUCUGGGGCUUGAUUCAAUCUGUAUCGCCGAAAUUCAGCGCUAUAGCGGAAGGUUGACGUUUAUUGUCAUGAGUCUUGCCCUGGGGGCAGCAGUGAGCGAUUUCCGCUAGAUGGGCCAGCUGCAAAGCCAAAAUUGUCUAUUUCAUAAAAAUUAAUGAAGACUAAAUGUAGCUUUUUGUUCUUCAUUUAAGGUUAUGGUUAGGCAUUUGGGUUAGCAGUGAGUUUAAAGUUACAGUUAAGGUUAGGGUUAGGUUUUUAUGACUUUGUGGCUGUGCCAGCUAGUGACCACUAUGUAGAGCUGACUCCAUGGCAAGAUUCAUGACAAUAAAUGCCAACCUGCAUUUAGCAUGCUUGAAAUUUAAAGGCAAUUUCUGAUUGAGCCGACAAAUGCAGUUUACCAUGAAUGCAGUCUCCAUAAACGUGGGAACAUUGCCAUUAAAUGUGAGCAAGAGCAAGAGCAAUGUGCAGGUUGGGAGUCGGAGGAGGAAUUCGAUGAAAGAUUCCGGAGAGAGGUGGUAGCGAUGUGCAAUGUGCAGGUUUCUCUUUUCUUUGAGGUUAUCGUAUUCCCUCGCACCUGCAACCAGAUAACUCAGAUGUGCGAGUGCUUUUUUGAAAUAAGAAAUGCAAUUAUAUCAAAUUAUACAAGUGAAUAUAUUUUUCUGUAGCAUUUUGUAUUAUUAUUUUGCUGUAGUUGCUGGUCAACUGGAGACAACGUAAAAGUGUAGAUUGUGUUUUUAUAGGAAAAUUCUAUUUUAUUUGGAUUGAAAACAUAACCAGUGUGUUCCUGAGAUCAUUUCCCCCACAUGCCGUUCGAUUUUAUGCCAGUAAAUUAAACCAAUAAAUAUUUUGGAGACAGAAUCUGAAUUGACUCAACUAAACGUUUGUCUAUACCAGCUGCCUCAGCAAAUGGGAAUGACUGUAUUCGAAGUUGUACUAGAAAGUUGAUAUUGUAUUGGUUGACGAGAAUAUACUAUUUUUGUUUCUGUCUGUUAUCUAUAGGGGUCACUGGCUGAUUCCUUAUCAGCUAUUGAGAAGAGAUUACAAUCUAAACUAAUUUCCCCUUGAGGAUUAAGAAAGUACAAUGUCAUCUCAGUCAGUAUUAGUGUGUCUUACUGAGAGAGUUUGGUGAUCUCUAAAAAGAGAACGGUCAACAGUUUUAUUGAGAUAAGUAUUGUACAGUCAGUUGAUAUAAUGGUAAUCAUUCGGUUACAACAUAACCAUUUCUAACCGUUUUAAUACUGCACAUACAGAAAUUCUCCUCACACACUUUGUGAUUGCUAACACCUGUAUGAUUUUUUCCAUCACUGUUUUGCUGUAUUCAAAUCUGACAAGUAGAAACGGAUAUCUAGUAUGUUCGAAUAAUAUUAUGACACUUAAUGCAAUGCUUAAAACACUACUGCUAAACCAACCAAACUGUAUUUUUGAUCAUGUAUAUGUUCUGGGGGAUUUUUUAAAUUUAUUUUUCGAAUUGUAAUGCAAAGAAAGUUGAUGAAAUGGGGGGUGGGGGUUAACAUAUGCGAGAUGGUAUUUGGGUGUCCUCUCCCAAAAGCCCUGUAGCCUUUCUUUGACUAUUGCACCCAUUAAAACUCAAUUGCCCCAUUA
This is a messenger RNA of Salmo salar (Atlantic salmon), 6117 nucleotides long. Lineage: Eukaryota; Metazoa; Chordata; Actinopteri; Salmoniformes; Salmonidae. The record is from RefSeq and is a predicted model, not a curated record.